Messenger RNA from Nerophis lumbriciformis (worm pipefish), 1167 nucleotides. Lineage: Eukaryota; Metazoa; Chordata; Actinopteri; Syngnathiformes; Syngnathidae. The record is from RefSeq and is a predicted model, not a curated record.
AUGUCUUUUUUGAUGAAAAAGAAGAAGUUUAAGUUUCAAGUGCAUUUUACAUUAGAGGAGCUUACGGCGGUGCCUUUUGUCAACGGAGUGCUAUUCUGUAAGAUCCGGUUGAUUGAUGGUGGAGACUUCGCCGUUCUGUCAUCCAGGGAGGAGGUGCAACAGAACUGUGUUCGAUGGGGGAAGAAGUUCUCCUUUGUGUGUAAAAUGAGUGCGAAUCCAGUCACUGGCAUGUUGGAACCCUGCAUCUGUAGGGUCUCUGUACGCAAGGAGCUUAAAGGAGGAAAAGCCUAUUCAAAGCUAGGUUUUGCUGAUCUGAAUAUUGCAGAGUUUGCAGGUAGCAGUUCCAAAGUCCGCUGCUGCAUCCUGGAGGGCUAUGACACAAAAAAUACUCGCCAGGACAACUCAAUUCUCAAGGUGACGAUUGGGAUGGCGCUUCUCUCCGGUGAUCCAUGCUUUAAAAUGCCUCCCAGCACAGCCAAAUCUGUCUCCGAUGGAGAUGAGGAUCCCACCUUGCAGCUGGACUGUAAGGGGGAUAGCACUGAUGAUAAAGUACAACCACUCAGCACAAUUAUGGAGAGACCACGUGCUUUUAAACCUAGACAGACAUCAGUACGUAGUUUAGGGCUGCCUGAUGAGGGGAGUAAUGUCACCAACCAAGAUGAUGUCUUUCACGCUGGUCAUUUCCGCAACUCCAGUUUUGCCAGCCAACAUAGCAAGAUAUCAGGUUACAGCACAGGACACUCUCGCUCCUCCAGCCUGACUGAUCUCAGUCACCAUCGAAACACUUCGUCCAGCAGCGGCACUUCAUGCGGGUUUGCUCACCCACAUCCCUCCACCCCGACACAGCUGCAUCAGCAAGGAACUCCUACCAAACCAGAGAGACCUCCGCCACCUUCCGUAGCUGCCAUCAUGUCCAGUAGAUCGUCCAGAAGGAUGAAUGGCCUCCUGGAGAGGCAACAUAGCUGUGUGGACGAUACCCGCUUUGAUGCUGAUGACAUCGUGGAAAAGAUUGUUCAAAGUCAGAAUUUUUCAGACAGCAGCAACAAUGAAGACAGCAAUUUGCAGUUGUUUGUCAGCAAAGAUGGGACCACUACCCUUAGUGGGGCACAGCUCGCCAACAGAGUAACCCCUGGUGUUUUUGAAGCUGUGGUCAUUGAGACACAUUGA